CACAGCGGCCAGCGGCAGCACUCUGCCCAGGACAGCCAUGACUGAGCUGGGAGGGGCGGACAGAGCAGCAGCAGCCAGUCUGGGCUCCAACAUCCUCUCUGCUCAAGCUAACGGCCCUCUCCGAACCCCAAACCUUCUCCAUGUGUUUGUAACGUCUUUUCCAUAAAACGUGAAGCGGCAAAUCGAGGUGAAGUUGAACGGGGCACCAUUAGCCGCGCGAAGCUGUUUUUUUCUUGAUGUUUUUUUUCCUUCUUUGACCCGGUGUGUUUCCAGUAAACCAGGAAAAUUGCUUGGUGUAGCUGUAUCGGAGAGAAGGCUCGGGAGGAGGUGAAACUGCGGGAUAUGAUGACUGAGAAAGAGACGGUGACCGAGAAGAUCAUAACCGAUGCAAUGGCCAAUCCUUCUCCAGCAAAGAGCAUGGGUGACCCUGGAAUUACCCCUCUGUCUCCAUCACACACUCAGCAGAAUGACACAGACCAGGUACCAUCAGGGCCGUCCUUUGUGGUGGUGGUAGCCAUUGAUUUUGGCACUACAUCCAGUGGUUAUGCUUACGCCUUCACUAAGGAGCCAGAGUGCAUUCACACUAUGAGGCGCUGGGAGGGUGGAGACCCUGGUGUGUCCAAUCAGAAGACUCCAACCACCAUUUUACUGACUCCAGACAGGAAGUUCCACAGUUUUGGCUAUGCAGCUCGUGACUUCUACCAUGACCUGGACCCCAGCGAGUCCAAACACUGGCUCUACUUAGAAAAAUUCAAAAUGAAGCUUCAUACAACUGCAAAUCUAUCCAUUGACACUGACCUCCACGCAGCCAAUGGGAAGCGAGUAAAAGCUCUGGACAUCUUUGCAUAUGCGCUGGCUUUCUUUAAGGAACAAGCACUAAAGGAGCUAAGUGAUCAGACGGGCGGCGAGUUUGAUAACAACGAUGUAAGAUGGGUAAUCACAGUUCCUGCCAUCUGGAAAAUGCCUGCAAAGCAGUUCAUGAGGGAAGCUGCCUAUAAGUCUGGUUUGGUGCCCCGUGAAAACCCAGAGCAGCUGAUUAUCGCCUUAGAACCCGAGGCAGCAUCAAUCUAUUGUCGCAAGCUCCGCCUUCACCAGAUGGUGGACCUUGGCACCCAGACCACCCAGAACGGCUUCAGUCCCACUGAAAAUGUGGGGAGUGGAAUGACCCAAGUGUCUCCCGGCCAAGCCAAGGAGCAUGUUCGGCGCAACCGACAGAGCCGUACCUUUUUGGUGGAAAAUGUCAUAGGGGAGCUUUGGUCGGAGCUGGAAGAAGGCGACCGUUAUGUGGUGGUAGACUGUGGUGGAGGGACAGUGGACCUGACUGUCCAUCAGAUUCGUCUUCCAGAGGGACAUCUGAAAGAGCUCUACAAGGCAUCAGGUGGUCCUUACGGUUCUAUUGGGAUUGACUAUGAAUUUGAGAAGCUGCUGUGUAGAAUCUUUGGCCAAGAUUUUAUCGACCAAUUUAAGAUAAAGAGGCCAGCUGCCUGGGUGGACCUGAUGAUUGCAUUUGAAUCUCGGAAGAGAGCAGCAGCUCCUGACAGAACCAACCCGCUCAAUAUUAAUUUGCCCUUCUCCUUCAUCGACUACUACAAGAAGUUCAGAGGCCACAGUGUGGAGCAUGCCCUGCGCAAAAGCAAUGUGGACUUUGUAAAAUGGUCAUCUCAGGGAAUGUUGAGGAUGAGUCCAGAUGCUAUGAAUUCCCUCUUUAAGCCUACCAUAGACCACAUCAUCCAACAUCUCACUGAGCUCUUUGAUAAGCCAGAAGUCAGCGAUAUUAAGUUCCUGUUUCUCGUGGGAGGUUUUGCUGAGUCAACCCUUCUGCAGCAAGCUGUCCAGAACAUGCUCCAGGGCCGCAGCCGCAUAAUUAUCCCUCAUGACGUUGGCCUCACCAUCCUGAAAGGUGCUGUGCUGUUUGGCCUGGACCCCAGUGUCAUCAAAGUCCGCCGCUCUCCCCUUACAUACGGGGUGGGCGUCCUCAAUCGCUUUGUGGAGGGCAAGCACCCGCCGGAGAAGCUACUGGUGAAGGAUGGCACACGCUGGUGCACUGACGUCUUUGACACCUUCAUUGCUGCCGACCAGUCCGUGGCACUGGGCGAGAUGGUAAAGCGGAGCUACACGCCAGCCAAGCCUUCCCAGCAGGUUAUUGUCAUCCACGUCUAUUGUUCUGAGAAGGAAAGCGCUGGGUUCAUCAGUGAGCCCGGCGUCAGGAAGUGUGGGACACUUCGUUUGGAUGUGAGCGGAACGGAAAGCACGGCGCCACGUCGUGAAAUCCAGACGCUCAUGCAGUUUGGUGACACGGAGAUCAGGGCAAUGGCAGUGGAUGUGUCCACUGGACGCACCGUCAAAGCUAGCAUUGACUUCCUAAGCCAUUAACUAGGCCAUGAGAGAGUUAAUGUUUCAGAAUUGUUGAAAGCAAUGGAAACACAUACAUACAACAAUCUGUGGAUAUUUACUGGAAAGCUGUUAAUGUUAAUGAAUCUCAGUACUCAGUCACUCAGUUUAGAAUUGGGUGGUAGACUGAAUGAAAGUUUUAAGCUUCACCUAAAACCCAGACAUUCAACUGUAGAAUCCAUGUUUUGGGAAGGAAAAGAUGAAAUGGAGUCUGAAAAAGCUCAGUGUGUUUUAGGUCUGUCACUUAACUCCAUCCCACUAGUUUAUUUCCUGAGGAGCUCCACAGUUUUCACACUCAUAACAAACCCAUAUGCUGAGACUGCAGUUUUGUUUAGUCAUUUUAAGAGCUCCUGACAGGAAAGAUGAAGGUUUACCGGUAAUUGCUAUUGAACACUCCUCAACCAUAUCUCAACCAUGAUAAAUUAGUAUAGGACAGCUUUUCAAAUCUUCUCUUUGUGCAUUUGAAAGGAAAGCUGUCAAAGCUAGAUUUAAAAUGUAAUGUUCCAUCACAUUUCAGAAUACAUCUUUACAUGUUUCACUUUGUUUAAGGUUUCAGCAGACUGUUGUACAUUGUUAAGGAUGCUGGUUUAUGCAGUGUCUCGUUUUGUCAUAUAUGCAGUACAGAUCAUUUUAGGAGAUCCAAGUGUGGAACGGUCAUUAUAAGAUGCUCUAUUGAAACAUGAUGAUAUAUAUGAAUUCUGUUAUAUUCUCCAGAAAUUACAUCAGCACCACUUGACCACCGUUCUGAGGACCAUACCAAUUGUUUUGCAUGAUUUAGCUCUUGAAAUAGUCUCAAUCACUUUCUAGAGCAUACUAUUUUAAUUUAGCUGAUUAAGCUGACCUGUUACCGUCCAUCUGUAGCUCGUUCACGGAAAUGACUGUGAAAUCCACAUUGUUGUGCAAAACAUUUCAGAUAUGGAGGAACAAGGGACCAAGAGUUGACUGUGAGGCAUAUUUGGCCAGCUGUGGAUCACUGGCGCUUUCAAAGGGAGGCCACGACCACCCUUGAGAUCCCACUGGCCACCCCAGAUCUGAAAGAUCAGUUUAUUCACUGAAACUUUGGUGUCAAAAUAUUAGUGGAUACAAUGUACAGUGUCAGAGUGUAACUGAAAGUAGCAUUAAGUGACUGUAACAGCUAGUCCUAAUAGUAGCCAGUUGACUGUGAGGCCCAUCCAUAAACAUCAUAGAGAGCGCAAGACACACUUUGUACAUGUAGCUGUACAUUUUAUGUUUGGUAAGUUUUGCCUCAUUGACAUUCCUAAAUAGUUUCCUGUAUAUUACAAACUGAAAUGUCCAUAAAAAUACAAUAUUACUGCAUCUGACCAUUGAACAAGUCAGACUGAUGAGACUUACAAGUAAUGAAUGUAAGAUUUUGAUGUUAACGGGAGCUGCAGAUUACUUUGUUGCAUCCAACUACUCUUCUCUCCUCUGAAUGUGUUUCUCCACAAGUCAGAUGUGGGCAAUAAGAGACCACUGUACCAUGGUUCAGUCCAAAACAAUUCUGUCUAGGUUUGUUACUACGAACUACAAACAGCUGUUUUCACUGUACACAUAAUCAGUUGACACAUUGCUGUAUAAUAUUAAUAGAGAGCAUUGCUCAUAGAUAGUUUUCAAUUCUUCAUAAAUUCCUAGUUGUGCAAUUGGCAGUUGAAGAACCAACUUCAAAAUUGUAACUUUUUACUAACAGUCUCCCUUCAGAAUCAGUAUUUGUUUGCUUACACUACUGUUCAUAAGUUUGGGGUCACUUAGAAAUGCCCUUAUUCUUAAAAGAAAAGCAUUUUUUUCGAUGAAGAUGAUAUUAAUUGAUUUUUAAUGGAAUAUGUACAUAGGGGUACAGAGGAACAUUUCCAGCAACCAUCACUCCUGUGUUCUAAUGCUACAUUGUGUUAGCUAAUGGUGUUGAAAGGCUAAUUGAUUGAUUAGAAAACCCUUGUGCAACUAUGUUAGCGCAUGAAUAAAAGUGUGAGUUUUCAUGGAAAACAUGAAAUUGCCUGGGUGACCUCAAACUUUUUAACGGUAGUGUACAUGAUACUGAUGAAAUGUAGUAAAUGAUGGUCCAUUGUUCGAUCCUCUGGAGUUGUAAAAUUACUCUAAAGCCUGAUGCCAAAUCAUGCCAAACCACCAGUAUGGUCCUAUAAUGUCAUCCACUGCUUAAACCUAAAUCCAGGAAUGUGAAAUGUGCAGCAAGCGCAAUCUGAAAAGAAAGAACAGCCAUCAAAAAUGCUUAACUGUUGCCUUUAUUUGUUUAUGCUUCUGACUAUUAGCCGUGGGCAGAAUGCCACUGGCCCACCUGAAUACUUUAAAUCCAGGUGUGAUUGCACGUGAAGAGUGCAGGCCAGUUGAGACAAACAAUGAACUAUGUUUAUUUCUGUAAAUACAGUAUUUAAAUAUUGUACAGAUUUUUAGCAUCGUUUCAGCAGCUUUAGAACCAAGAGUGCAUGUGUGUAUGCGUAUGGGCGCGCGUGUGUGCUUUCACAUGGACAUCUCUCAUCGUUUUUUUUUUCUCACCAGCCAUAGAAUGAAAGGUUGAGGCACGUUUCAUUGCUGUAUUUGAUCAAAAAUUGGAUGUCGCCUUACUCUUAUUUUCAAUCACUAAGGAAACUUGAAUACCUCCGUCCUUAAAAAGCAUUUCAGUGAGCGAGUCUGCUGUUAAUUGAUAGUAGCAAGAGUUUGAAUGUGUCCUGACAAACUUCCCAUCCAUUUAUCCUUUUAAGGAUUUAUUACAUAUAGAGUAAAGAGUGUUUCCUCCCUACUGAUAAGAACUUGAGCCAUUGAAUUUAGCAGAAAUUGUUUCUGUGUUAAAGACUCAGUUAGCAAUAACCAUACAAGUAAAAAUCUCUGAGCUGAUUAUGAAAGGUUUAAAGUCUUAAUCAAGAGUGCCUAGUAUGAAUUCAAUGUGAUGUCAAGAUUCACUCAGCCAAUCAGAGGAAGAUAAUUUUAUAUACAUGUGUGACUUCAGACGUAAUCACUGAGCAUCACACUGUGAAUUCAUGAGGGGCCAUUGUCACAUCUACAUGUUGAACAAAUUUGCCAGACAUCCUGGUAAACCCGACUCCACAGGCAAAAAUAAAGUGACAUUACUCUGAUUUUCAUCAUAUCUUAAUUGACCCCCUCUGGCAGCCAGGGGAAAGUACAACAACACUAGUAAAAGAAAUGUUUGUCCCUCGUGUAGUGACCACAACACGCAGUGGUACCUUUGGUUUUGCCUCGUUUCGUCUAUGGCUAAAUGCUCUUUUGUGUUUACCUCUCAUUCAACUGAGCUGGGUUGUACGCAACUGGAAGGUGUAACACUUGAUGCCGUAGCUUCCUCUGUUUUGGUGUCAUCAACAGUGUGAAUUCAUGUUUUCAGAUCUCAGUAUGCUUUAAUCUAAAUAGAGCCCACUCUCUCUGAACUCUCUAUGAGCUCUUUUGUUAGUGUUUGUCGUCUUAUUGCAAUAAUCCGGGCACCUUUCGCAGACAGUCUUUUCUUUCUGGUCUCUCAGAGUUUUCAUCUUACAAAUCACUGCAUAGGGUUGGGAUCACUGUCAAAUUCUCUGUUGUGGACAGUUACAAGGUUUUACAUGGUCCAAAAAGCACUUCAAGCUAUACUGAGGCCAUCAGAGUUCACUUGUGUUAUAAUGUGGAAGUUCUGUUUGAAUAUGUUGCCUACAUGAAUAAUCUGCAUUGGUUCCGUUGAUGUGAGCAGAUAUCUGUACAGAAUGCUGCGCUUUGGCAGUUACAGCUGGAUACAUUCACUUCAGUGUGUGUUUCACCAAAUCCUAACCCAACUUAAGGAGGCAGAACGUGUUCAGACUUUAUGCUAGCUCAUUAAUCAAGAGCUAGAAAUGAAACAUGCUCUAAAGAGGCAACCAUGAUAAAUGUUCUAAAGAGAAAAACAAUAAACUUUUCAUUGGUUGGCUUGAUGAGGGAAAUUAAUCAGAGUCGUGUUGAUCAACUGGCACUGAUAUGUUGGUCAUUUUUUUUGAAGGACUUAAUUAUAGCCAGUUUUGAAGCCAUUUUCUUUGAUCUUUUAUUUAAACUGUGAACUAAGGCUUGUCUCGCUUUCCAGUGUCAAUGUACAAAGAUGCACAAGCUUCAGUGCCCUCCACUGUCUUCGGCACUCUUUCUGCAAUGCACGUUUCGCAUGUGUCAUAGUAAAGAUUAACAACAAGUUGGUUACUCUUACUAAUCCACAAAACCAAGGUUAGCCACUGAUGAUGAUGAUGAUCUCCUCCUGAAUCUCCGUUGGAGACUGGCUGGACGGCGCUCUGAGCUGAGCUUUAGUUGAUGCUUAGAACUGAUGGCAGCUCAUAGCGACUUCACAUACUUUACCGCUAACUAACCUCAUAACCCUUUAUUCCUCCUCCACUUCUCACAAAGGAUGAAUAUUAAAAUGGACGGAUCUAGUAACACCGUGAUUCUGUUGUCUCCUUGGUUAGAUAAUUGCUAUGUAUUUUGUGCAACCCUGAGUAUUGUAUAAUGCACGGGGUAAUGUUAUGUAGCAGCUUUAUACCUAAAGCUAUAAUAAAAUUAUAUGAAGACAUGUUUAGCUGACAUUAGCUUUCUCUUCUUGGUGCGAUAGCCAGUCUGAGCCAAGUGGUUCAGUGGAGGUAAUUCGAGGUAGCUGUAUAGCCAGUGUGCAAUAUGUACAAGCAUCUGCUUAACACUAUCUACAAUAUACAAUAUUUCUAAAGAUUUUACCACUAAAAUGAUUGAGCUUGUAGUUAGGAUCACCUCAGCCACUCUGGAACGCAACAAAUGUACACUUUGUUCUUUUAGCCCUUAAUUGCUAAUGCUAAGAAGUUUGGUUUGUUUUUACUUUGAGUUACUUGUCUUGUUUUCUUGUGGUUUUCACUGUAAUGGAUGUAUUCUGAUCAGUGCCAGGUAUUCACUGUCAGAUGGUCAUCAAUAAAAUGUAUGUGUAUUUCAA
Messenger RNA from Amphiprion ocellaris (clown anemonefish), 7300 nucleotides. It is a transcript of the gene hspa12a, whose product is annotated as heat shock protein 12A. The transcript has 13 exons. Lineage: Eukaryota; Metazoa; Chordata; Actinopteri; Pomacentridae. The record is from RefSeq and is a predicted model, not a curated record. The coding region runs from base 343 to 2373 and encodes 676 amino acids.